AUGUUUUUACAUCGUUAUUAAGCAAAAACUUUCAAAUUAUAUUGAGUACAACUUGAUAAGUUUGCAGAGAUGACCCACUGAUUUCUUUAUUUUUAACAAACUUUUCUUGGGCUCCAUUUUUUAAAAUUUCAGUAUGAUGCUGGCAGUUUUUCUUCUCGGUCUCAAUCCUACAUUUCUGCUACUUAAAUAUUCAUCCGGGAUGAAACUCCUCAUCCAGCGUUUCUCCGUCUCGCAAAACAUGAAAUUACAGAAAUUGAUGCAGAUGACAAGUGAUCUAUCUGCAUUAUAUAAAGGUAUGGAUGAAUCCUGUUGGAUUCAGUCUUUGUAGUUCCAAAUAUCAUUGGCGCAUGCGCAGUGGCGCUGGGAGCGCACACCUCCAGAGACUCCUGCGUGAUCUCAGAGUUGCCCGGACCUGUGGAAGAAUGGCGGCUCGGACUGCGCUCGUCUGUCUCUGCGCUUUCUUUGCGCUCUUUCCGUCUCCUCGUGGAUCUCCGACCACCGGCAGCAGGAGAACCAAUCAGGACCGCUGCGCUGUCAAGGUCCAGGCUGGAGCAGAUGGAAGUCGCAGGCUCGCCGUCACUUUCAAAACCGACAACUGCUCUUUAAACUACCCACUGGGGAAACAUGUGAUCCACGAAGUCUCCAACAUCUCCUUCAUUCAUCUGGCCUGUGAGGAUCAAGCCGCCGUGGUCGUCCACUGGUCUGCCAGCCCUCUAGGAAUCGAACAUGUGAGGGGCUUCAGAGUCUACCUGGAGGACAAGAACCCGGAGGGGAAACAGUGCCAGCACCUGGUCCUCAAAGACCCCCGCCAGCUCAACUACUCCUACAGGAACACGAAGAUGAGCAGUCAGCCCUUCAGCGGACUGACCUUCGACACAGACUACAUGGUCCGCGUUGUUCCCUUUCCUUCACUGAUGAAUGAGAGUUACUUCGCUCCGUCCUUCCUCCGGACCAACUCGUGUGAAUUUCUUCUGGGAUCAGAAAACCUGGUCUGCAAACCAUUCUGGAAGCCAAAGACUCUGAACGUGUCUCAGCUCGGAUCAAACCUUCAUGUGGUCUUUGAUCAGGCUCCGCCCUCCUUCGGCUUCAGCUUCUACUUCCUGUACUUCAAACUGCGGCACAGCAGCCUGCUCAGGCUCCAACGCUGCAAACCGGACUCUAACCAGGUCAGGACGACCUGCUUCCUGCAGGACGUCACGCCAGGAACCUACACGAUCGAGCUGAGAGACGAUUCAAACACCAGUAGGAGACAAACGCAGUACCACGUCAGCCAGGUCCACUCCCCCUGGGCGGGGCCAAUCCGUGCCAUGGCCAUCACUGUGCCGCUGGUCAUCAUGUCUGCAUUUGCCACCCUCUUCACUGUAAUGUGUCGCAAGAAGCAGCAAGAAAACAUUUACAGUCACCUGGAUGAGGAGAGCAGUGAGUCAUCCAAUCAAAGUGCAGCCCUUAACAGUGAGCGGCCGUGGCCCCGCCCCAAAGUCUUCAUCUGCUACUCCAGCAGGGACUGUUCUAAACACACCAGCGUUAUCCAGAGCUUCGCCUACUUCCUCCAGGACUUCUGCGGCUGUGAGGUGGUGCUGGACCUGUGGGAGCACCUGGAGAUGUGCAAAGAAGGUCAGAUGUCCUGGCUGAGCAGGCAGCUGGAUGAAGCUAACUUCAUCAUCACCGUGUGCUCCAAAGGUUUAAGGUAUUAUGUGGAGAAGAAGAGUCGCAAAGGGAAGACCCCUGUCUGUCGUCGUGGUAACAGCAGCAGCUCUCCCGUGGGGGGAUCACAUGGAGAUCUUUUUAUUGCGGCUGUGGCGAUGAUCGCAGAGAAGCUGCGGCAGGUGAAGCAGUCGGAGGAGAGCGGGGACCAGGAUCUGAACCGCUACAUGACGGUGUAUUUUGAUUACUCUGCAGAAAGCGACAUCCCCACCAUGCUGAGUCUGGCUCCCAGGCUGAAGAUGAUGGACCAGCUGCCUCAGCUUAUAAGUCGGCUCCAUUCCAGUCAGGCUGGUCUCCCUGACCACGACCCACUGCCUUUGAACGUCUCCAGGAGGAACUACUUCAGGAGCAAGUCCGGACGCUCGCUCUACGUGUCCAUCUGCAACAUGCACCAGCUCAUCAGCCAGAAUCCUGACUGGUUUGAGGCACAGCUGGCGCCUGCAGCACGCUCCUCCUCUGAAGUCUCCUCAAAACAGGCUGGCCCCGCCCCUCCGUCGGGUCCAAGCUCCUCCCCAAAGCCUGGCUGCUCCUCGUCACUUCCGCCAGAGAAAAUGCUGAACUCUGGCUUGAUUCUGAAUGAAGUGGCUGUUAGGGUGCCGCUGCUUGAGAGAGUGGAUGGUGUCCCAAAGAGGUCCGAGCUGUUGCUGGCCCCCAGCAUCAGCCCAAGUCCAAGUCCUGGACCAUGUCCGAGUCCCGAGGCGUCCCACUGCUCUUCUUCAGGAUCCAUCAACCAAAGAUCUGGACUUCCUGCCGAAGAGUCCUGCUGCUCUUCUUUCGCCUCAGCUCCUCCCAUUUCCCAGGAUGAGGGGUGCACUGUCCCCUCCCUGGUAGAAGAGGACCACCACUCUGCUCUGGAGGCCCCGCCUCCUCGCGAUUCAGGGAUUUACGAGUCCUCUGUCCCAUCAUCAGAGCUUUCCAUCCCGCAGAUGGAGGGAUUGUCCCAUGACCAGGCAGACUGUUCCUCCCUGGCAGACAGUGAGUCAUCUUCAUCUGGGCUUGGUGACGAGGAGUUGCCUGCCGUCGCAUUGCUCCACUGCAGCACUGGCACCGUUUGCAAAGCUGAGUUGCACCACCACCAUCAUCCUCAUCAUCAUCACCUGGAGCAGAACGACACACUCACUCGUGCUGCUUCACUGUAGGGGGGUGCCAACCUGCAGUUGACGAGUGAAGCUGUCACCUGGUGGUGUUUGUGCAAACUCUGGGAUUUGGCCUCCAGGUGGCUUGCGGAAUUGUGGAAACUUAGGUCCUUGAAGUGCUGCUUUGUGGGUGGUAACCACGGGUUGUUAAGCUGUAAUCGUUGUUGCAGCCUUACCCAGGAAGUCCUCUGUUGCCAUGGUAACCACGUGCCUGGUCAGACCCUCACCUUUUGGUGUCUUGGUGUCUUGUAACCACAAUAAUCACUAGAACGUUUUGGUAACCGUGGAAACUGCAGCGUCCAGAGCUCCCAUCAGCUUUGAUGCUCUGAUGAUGCAGAGGCUGGUGGAGCUCCAGCCGCCAUGUUCUCUGUCUGCAUCAGCUCUGUUCAAACUUUACAUGGAUGUGAGAGCGUUGUGACAUCGUCUGUGUUUUUCUGACCUUAAUAGCUAGGAAGUACUUACUGUUUUUUUUCAAACCUGCAAUCCCAAAUAUUUUGAGUUUAAAGGGAAAGUUUCCAUCUAAACUGACGCCAUAUUUAACAGGUUUUUCCUCUGUUUAGGGUUGAGACAAUAACUGGAUGAACACGGUUAUCAUGAGACAAAAUUGAACUGCAGACGUUACCAAAACCUGAUAAUGUGAUUCAACAUGAUGGAGGAGUGUAUCUAUGUACAUAGAAAGUAGUUUUAUUUUUAUGCAAGUUUGCUUGAAGUCCAGACCUUUAAAUUCCAGAUGGCCAGUGUCCCUCUUGCUAUGUCUAAGUUUGCAUUUUUAAGAAUUAUGUCACAUGUAAAGAGACGUUCAUCAAAAAUCUUUAAAACUCUUUUUUUUAUUUGCACAAAACAUUUUAACCACAGCUUUCACCUCCUGACAAACUCCAGAAAACUGUUUAAAUGUAAUAAUGUUUGUGUUUUUAAGCAUUUUUACAGGUAUAACAUGACAGAACUGUUAAAUUAUUGAACAGCCAUUUGCACCCAUUGUAACCAAAGAACUCAUUUAGUCCUUUUAACUCUUUAAAGUCUCAUUUUUGACUGAAUAUAUUUUUAUCUGUGAUUCUUCAGGAAAAAUGUUGCUUCCAACCUUUAAAUAUUGUUACAUGAAAGGUUUCCGUUCUGUAUAGUGAGCUGAUCAUUUUUUUAUUUUAAUUAUCUUUAGAUACAAACUCUUUUAUUUUAUUACAAUAAUUUAGAAAAUGAAUAAAUCUAUUUCAUUAAAGCUUUUUCCCUGUCUGGGUGGAAUUGA
Molecule: messenger RNA, 4080 nt
Organism: Oryzias melastigma (Indian medaka)
Lineage: Eukaryota; Metazoa; Chordata; Actinopteri; Beloniformes; Adrianichthyidae
Gene: il17rd
Product: interleukin 17 receptor D
Exons: 16
Coding region: 300-2843 (847 amino acids)
Molecular function (GO): interleukin-17 receptor activity
Source: RefSeq, a predicted model, not a curated record